CCGUCGGACGAGCCAGUUGGUAACAGACCUUCGAGCAGGUCGGAUGCGCGAGUCGGUGGCUGCGUUCUCUGUCCCCGUGUUCGGUCGAGCGUUUUCUCGAUCCGAUCGCGUCCCCGGACGUGUCAGCGUCGCAGAGGUGCGAGUCCCGCGUCCCCCGAUCAGGAACGGCGAGUGCCAUCGUCGUCGUCAUCAUCCGCGCGACGUCGCGCCGACGAUCAGCUGCCAUGGGGCUCGUUGACGGGAUUAUUUGACCCACGGGAACGACUCCAGGCUCGUCGGUGGGAUCGUGAGUCGUCUCGCGUAAGCGCUGCAAAUCGGUAUGCACUGCCUAGGCGCGGUGACAGGAGGUGGUACCUCCAGCCCGAACGGGGCUGGCGGUCGGGGUGGUGUUCUCAACGUGUUUCGAGCCCUUGGAGUCCUUGUGUGUGAAGGAAGAAUCCAGGGCCCUCCGCGUGGUUACAAAGAGGGCCCACACUGCGCACCGCCUAUGCAGGCGGUUCCGAACGACCACGUGUGCGACGAGAACAACUAUCUGUGCAAUCGAUACCGAGUACUAGUUCAAGAGAUCGCUGAACGCCUCUUCAGCGCGUCGUAUCUAUGCGUGGAAGUGCUUCUGUGCAACGACUGUCCGUGCGGUUUGGGAAAAUCCACAUGCAAAUAUCCCGUGUACCCCGUGCCAUCCUUAUCCAUCUCGCCAUGGCAAAAAUGUUCCUCGGAAAUGUUACUGGAAUACUGGUGCAUCUGCGUUGUCCCGAGCAAGAAUCCAGAACCAAUGAAUUUCCAAGGGUUAUAUCAGGCGGUACGUUCGCGAUUACACUUCAGCCAAGUCGCGGCAUGGUGGUCGCGCAGCAACGGCGCGGAGCCGAGCUACAUUGCCACCCGAAUCGUGCCGUACACCGAGGAUAAUCUCAGUAAAUUCCGAGAGACGCCAGUGGAGCAUACCUUCCCCUUAGCUGGUAACGGUGACGGAAAUUCCAUCAAGGUAACGGUUUGGGCAUUGCCACGGAUGGAGGAAGUGCCUGUUCUCACGUGCUCGCUGCAUCCGAAAAAAGAAAAGGACGAGGAAGACAUCGCGAGGGCGUUAACACCCACAAAGAACAUCCCGUUGGGCUCUGUCAGCGUACAAAAUGUCUUCGAGAGCCUCGUCUUGCCUGUUCUGGUGGAUGAUAGGCUGCAGACUACCUGCAAUAAAUCGGGCAAGCAUGACUGUCGUUGCGAGGAGGAGGAUACGUCUCCUUUGUCGCCCACCAUCAGAUCUAACGGUGAACGAAAACGUCGUCGAUCGCUUCCCUGCGGCCCGGCGGAGAGCCCCUUACAAUCCGCACCGUUGCCAUCCGUUCAAGAAUGCAUUCUACAAGAAAUAAAAGACAACAUCAAUUCGUCCAGCUUAAACUCGGGAAGUUCCAUCGAGAUGGCAAACAACAAUCGUAGUGUCACGCGGACUCUUCAGAACAAAUUGGAGAACAAGGAUGAAGUGAGGACUCGUAACAACCUAAAUUCAGAUCACUUGGAGCGUUGGUUCAAGAUGCAGUUGAAGAUCGAGAAGGAUGAAGGCAAUUUGGAAAAACGUUGCAAGCGCACAAACACUAGUGAAGUCCCGGAGAUUGUCAACUCGAAGGUCAAUGUUCGAAUUGAAGAAAGUUACAAUAAUUUCGCUAACAAUUUCAAUAAUUCUGGAACUGAGCCAGGUGGCUCGUCAGAGGUUACAUCCACGGCAAAAAGUGGUGGACUAUUGGACAAUCUCGGGAGUGCCUUUACUCCCAGCUGGUCUUUCGUCUCUUCUUGGCAAAACAGCAAUAUGAAUAGUAAAUUUCAGAGUUUUCGCGGCGCAAAGAUUCGUUUCAAUGAUUCCGAGAAGAGUUACAAGUCGCCGAUCUUUGCAGAUGUGUCCAGUCAUACUCCAGCCGGUCCUUAUGCUCAGCCCAACCCUUUCCAUGAAUCGAAUCCCGGACCGUCAACGUAUAAAUUAUUGCAGAAGCUAGAUAACUCCGCUUGCACUGUACAUCAGAGUUGUUCCAAGGAUGUCAAUAAGAUUGUUGCAGAGGUGCGAGUAUCGAGCGACGAGUUAGAAGUUAACAAAGAAGACAAUAUCGCUAAGAAUAAUCAGAGAAAAGCCGGUAAACGAGAUCAUUUGAUGUGGACGCUAUCGUCUUCCGAUGAGAAAGACAAGAGGGAAGAGGGAGGAUUAUUUGAUUGGUUCAGCAAGGUACCUGGAAGAGUCUUGAGUGUUGCCACUACCAAGGGUUAUAUCGAUAGCGGCAAGACAAAGAACGCAAGUUUAAAACAGCGGGAGCAUUCAACUGGACAACAAGACACCAAUCAGGAGGUCAAAUUCAAGAAUUGCAAUUUAGAAUUGAGUCAACGAGAGGUUGAUGAAGUAUUGGCGGUACUGCGAGCGAGAACACCAUCGGGUCGUAGAAGAACUACUGUCAAGAAUGUGAAGAAACGCGGAGAGCGGCCCAGUGAGAGAGGCAGUGAUGAUACAGUAGAGAAGGUUUCGCCAAAGUGCGCGAAUUCGGACGAAGGAAUAGCUCAGAGUAACUCCGUAAAUCGCAACAUCGGAACUGUCCGAGUUCUCAAGUCUUGUGAGGAUUGUAACCACGGAUUAUGUAAAAAGAUAGAUCACCAAGUACCGGAAGAGCAAUCGAGCCCUUUGGAUCGAGUCUAUUAUGACGUGAACGUUUAUCAUCCAGCACGUUCGAAACUUACUGGCAACAAUACUGAUAGAUUGAGCGAAGAUCCGCGCGUGGAAAACGCGGACCGUUUGCAGAAUGUUUCCACUAAAGCGGACGUGUUGCUCGGAGCUAUUCUGCGGACUACCAAGGAUCCUGAAAAGAGCAUGUCCGACAUUUCAUCCAAUGGGACCAGAUCGAGAUCAACGAUUAACAUCGACGAUGAUAGCAGUGAUGAUGAUCUUCAUUCUUCGAACGCCGAUCAGCAGGACCAUAGGACAACUGCCAUCUCGUCCAAUGACGAGAAAUCGUUGCCAUUGAACAAAAGAUUCCAUCGUUUCCGGCAGUUAUUCAAGAAAGAAAUGGAUAAGAGAAUCGCGAUGAUGACAGAGGAGAGUCCAUUUUCGCCGGAGAGCUCGCCGAAUUCAACGCAACUACCGCAAUGCUUGCAAAAUUUUACAUCGUUACGCUAUAACAACGAACAGCCAAAUAUAUACAACGGGAGAAACAGCCGAGCGAAAAGGCGAAUCGACUUUGCGAACGAGGAGAUCGGCGAGGAAAAAGAGGCUGCAACGAUGGUUCCGAGACUUAGUACAAAAGACGCACAUCAAAAUUCACGCAAAAUACAUAGUACAAAUAGCAACGAUCGCAAAUAUAACAAUUCUGCGAGCCUAAAUAAUCGGCAGAAUCAUCACGAUAGACGAUUGCUCGAAGGUACAAAGGAAUCUUCUGAAGUCGAGGAUGGAGAAUGCAAGAUCGCGAAGGACAUUGUUGCUGUUCAUCGAAAGAAUGAUACGACUAGUCCGACCACUCCGCAGAGUGGACACUCGUCUUCCAAGGUACGAAACAACAAUAACAAGGAUGAUAUAGCGAUGACAGGAGACGAUGAGACUGUCGACAAGAGCGUGCCGUCCGCUCUCGAGCAAGAGAGAUUUCGUAGAUCUCUGGAGAAUGCGGCGUCAAUGGUGUUCCAUAGUAGAACUGGUCUGCCGCUAACUUCCAGUCCGGCACCCUUGAGGAGAGGUAGCUGUUGCUUCGACUAUGACAGCAGCUUGAAUUCCGUCUCCUCGAAAAGAAAUGCGUUAUUUGAAUUGAACACACCGCCGAGUCCAGGCGCAGUCUCAUUGGAAGAAACUGAUCGUGAGACGGAGAUUGUUGGUGAAGGCGAAGAGAUGCCCAAGAGACGCUCUAGCUCCCGCCACCGACCUCAGAGUCACGCUCUUCUAGGUAGCUUCGAGGAAUCGGCGUUGAACGGCAGACUCGAGCCGGUAUCUACGGUUCAUGGCUUCACAGCCGAACUCGGAGCUAGCGGUUCCUUCUGCCCGAAACACCAGAAGCUUCCAGUCACUGUAUUCUUUUACACUCUCGGUGACAACGACAAAGUCUCCACACCAUACCUUGCUCAUAUUAAUCUUGAGAAAAAGGGCUAUCAGGUACCAAGAAAUGGCACCAUCCAAGUAACUCUUCUCAAUCCACUAGGUACAGUCGUUAAGAUGUUCGUAGUAUUGUACGAUCUAUCUGACAUGCCGCCGCGAUCUCAUACUUUUUUACGUCAAAGAACACUGCGGGACAAAACACUGCGCUACCUCGUUCAUCUUAGAUUUAUGUCCAGCAAAUCGGGUCGAAUUUAUUUGCAUACGGAUAUCCGUAUGAUCAUCUGUCGUAAGUCCGACGUGGACACAGCGUCGGACUUGGGCUCGGAACCGCCGAAAGAACUCAGGAGUUAUAUCCACGGCCCUACGAAUCCGAAAUUUUCACCAAGGUGCUGAGCCACGUGGUAUUUUCCAUGGAGCUGCUGUCAAUCGUUCCGCCCGCCCAGUCCCCCUCAAGUCGAAGUGUGAUCGCGAUAAAUGAUUGGACAAGAUCCAAAUUGGAGAUUGAUUUUUGUUCUAACUCUUUGCGAUUGAUAAUGCAGACAAUUAAGAUGAUUUUUUUUUCAUAUUAAUAGAAAGAAGUAAACAAAAGAUUUGUUCUUAUUAUUUAUUAUUUUUGAAUUGUUCUGUUAAAUUUAUAAAACACCGGGAACAGUUGUAAGAAUAAGUUAUCAUGUUAAAGUUGUAAUAAUAUUAAGACGAAAAAUGUAUGUACAUAAUUCUUUCAAAUUAAAUAUUUUUUUUAAUUGUUUUUUUUUUUAUUGCGAAGAGUUAAUAAGGGAGGGGAGUGGUCACGAAUCAAAAAUACACAAGAGUAUUAUACGGAAUGAUUAUGCAAAUAGAUCAACCGCUCACGUUGGAAGAAUAAUUUAUAAUAACAUCAUUCUUCGUGAUACAUCUCUUCCUUUUCCUUUUUCGGAUAAUUGUAAUAAAUUCAAAACAUCAAGUUUUUUUUGCGUUGCUUGGCAGAGAAUCAAGUGUUAAUCAAGCGAAAAUUAAGAGAUUGUGAAAUUGUUCCAGCAAUUAAGUUCCAAGACAAUUGAUUCGUGAAAUUAAUCAGAAUUGCGAUUACUCUCCCAGUGUCAUUUUGUGAUGUAUGGUUCAUGUUUGCAAUAUAGAAAUAUAGCAAUAUAGAAUAUUGCGUAUAAGGACAGUGAUAAUUUCGUGUACAAUAUCUAUGUUUUAAAUUUAUUUUUGUACCAUAGCAAUUAUAAUAUUACAUUUUAAAAAUUCUGUUAUACUAAAUUGAGUGAUCCUUUUAUUUCUAAUUGAACCAUUAAUUAUGGAAAUUAUUAUUGUUCUAUUCGAAUCUCACAAUUUAUCUGAAAAUUUCUGUCUUAUGCAUAAUAUUCAUUCUAUAGUGCAUGCUGCAGACCGGCAGUUUAAUUUAUGAAAUUUA
Messenger RNA from Camponotus floridanus (Florida carpenter ant), 5444 nucleotides. It is a transcript of the gene atos, whose product is annotated as protein FAM214A. Bases 320 to 4441 code for a protein of 1373 amino acids. Lineage: Eukaryota; Metazoa; Arthropoda; Insecta; Hymenoptera; Formicidae. The transcript is spliced from 9 exons. The record is from RefSeq and is a predicted model, not a curated record.